Penicillium verrucosum is the source of this 417-nucleotide messenger RNA. Its product is annotated as ATG3/ATG10 family protein. Gene Ontology annotation, cellular component: intracellular anatomical structure. The coding region runs from base 1 to 417 and encodes 138 amino acids. NCBI's taxonomy places the organism in Eukaryota, Fungi, Ascomycota, Eurotiomycetes, Eurotiales, Aspergillaceae. The transcript has 2 exons. Gene Ontology annotation, molecular function: Atg12 transferase activity. The record is from RefSeq and is a predicted model, not a curated record. Gene Ontology annotation, biological process: protein lipidation; protein modification by small protein conjugation; macroautophagy.
AUGUCCACUUGUCCUAACUCUUCACCGCAGGAAGCUCUCGUUCGCACCAAACCCCAAUCCAGCUUACAGAUCGAUUAUGACAUCUUGUUGUCCCCCACAUAUCAGGUCCCCAUCUUGUACUUCGGCCUCAGGUGGCACAACCACGGCCCACUCGGACUAGACGAAGUCUACCAGUAUGUCGUGCCGGAACAGUACAGGCAAGAAUUGAAGAGUGUGGGUGUAAUGGGUGGGAUUAGUAUGGGUUACCAUCCUGACUCUGGCGCCCCGGCCUUUUUUGUCCACCCAUGCAACACCGCAAAUGCCAUGGCGAACAUUGCAGACGCACAGAGCGUCACUCCUGGAUCAUAUCUCCUCAUCUGGCUCGGCCUUGUAGGUCAUUGCGUGAACCUGCACGUCCCACGCGAGCUUUUCGCUUAG